AUGGCUCUUUUUCCAAAUGAUUGUCACCGGAUGUUCUCAUCUCCCUUGGAAAGAAUGAUGUGCCACCUCUUUGAAGACAGUUUUCGGAACUGCGAACGUUCUUUGGAUUUUGUGGCCCCCUACUGGCUCGGUCAGCCUCUGAUCCAGGAGUGCAAUAUAGGCAACAGUGUUGGAAAGGUGAUUAACAACAGUGAGAAGUUUGCGGUUGAAGUAAACGUUGCGCAGUUUCGACCUGAAGAACUUUCAGUUAACGUUCGAGACAAGGAUCUAGUGGUUGAAGGACAUCACGAAGAGCGCAGCGACAGACAUGGCAGAAUUGAACGCCAUUUCAUUCGCAAAUACUCCAUCCCAGAUGAUGUGAAUCCAGAAUCAAUCGAAUCACAUUUGUCCGACGGUGGUGUACUCUCGGUCUGCGCUAGCAAAGUGGCGAUUGAAGGGGUCAAAGGCCGGACAAUUCCAAUUCAAGCUGCCCCACGGCAGAAACAUGAGGAUUUGGAGGAGAAAUAA
This is a messenger RNA of Enterobius vermicularis (human pinworm), 507 nucleotides long. NCBI's taxonomy places the organism in Eukaryota, Metazoa, Nematoda, Chromadorea, Rhabditida, Oxyuridae. The record is from the annotation of a GenBank genome assembly.